AUGAUUGAAGGACAAGCCAGACUCGUCAUCAGUGGUGCCGGCCAAGGAAUUGGGAGAGCCGUAGCAAGACACUUUGCAAGCAAGGGCCACAAGAUCUUCAUUGUUGACAUCAAUGAAGAGAGCCUUCGAUACACAGCGGAGGAGCAUCUGAAGGAAUAUGCAGAUUUAAUAGGCUGGUCCAAAUGCGACCUCCGCAGCGUUGAUGAUAUUCGUGCCACUGUCAAGAAGGCUGCCAAAUUCCUGGACAACCGUAUCGACUUCCUGGUCAACAAUGCCGGUAUUUCGUCACCUUACUGGAAGGAUGGCAAAACGAUGGCCGAUGAGUCAGUCCUUGACGAGUGGCAGGCUUAUGUGGAAACCAACCUUACCGGCCCUUUCGUCAUGUCCCAGGCGUGCCUUCCCUACAUGAAAGUUGAACAUCAAGACGAGAAGAGCAAGCUCCCCAAGUCAAAUGUCGGCACCGCAGGGCCAUGCAUUAUUCACGUGAGCAGCUUUCGAGCUUUCAUUUCCGAUCCCAACCAGGAAGGAUACGCAUCAACAAAGGCCGCCUUGAUGGGGCUUACGCAGAGCAUGGCUGUUUCUCUGCAGGACUUCGGCGUUCGCGUCAACAUGAUCUCACCAGGCCGCGUCAAGGUGAGCCACGAGAACCCUACUGCUGACAAAGAGGGAGAGGAAUGGGAGUUGGAUGAGGAUGAUGUUGAGGUCCAUCCCACGAAUCGAGCAGGGCUACCAGAAGACAUCGCCGAGGGCAUUGAGUACCUCCUCGGUGCCGGCUUCGUGACAGGUCAGAAUUUGGUGGUCGAUGGUGGCGUCAGCAAAGUCAAGGGGAAGGCUUAG
Molecule: messenger RNA, 837 nt
Organism: Capronia coronata CBS 617.96
Lineage: Eukaryota; Fungi; Ascomycota; Eurotiomycetes; Chaetothyriales; Herpotrichiellaceae
Exons: 3
Coding region: 1-837 (278 amino acids)
Molecular function (GO): oxidoreductase activity, acting on the CH-OH group of donors, NAD or NADP as acceptor
Source: RefSeq, a predicted model, not a curated record